GUAAUUAUAUUCCACUACACCCUCAUGUUUCAAUUUGUAUUUAAAUGUCUGAAAGGUAAGUCCUCUUCUCCUCCUCCUCCAACAACCCAAUCUUUCUCAACUGUCAAAAACCACACAGAACAAACUCAAACAACAGAGAUGAAGCUAGUCUGGUCUCCUGAAUUAGCUUCAAAAGCCUAUAUCGACACUGUCAAGCUCAAAUCAGGUGAGAAAUUGAAAGAAUCUGGAACGGCGGAGCUCCUGGCCGCGAUGGCGGCCGGAUGGGACGCGAAGCUGAUUGUGGAGGCGUGGUCGCACGGCGAACCAAUUGGCACAAGCAUCGGACUCGCGGUCGCUGCGCGCCACACGUGCGGGAGACACGUUUGCGUGGUUCCAGAAGAACGGUCGAGGUUGGAGUACUCAAAAUCAAUGAUGGGGUACGGCGUGGUGGAGAUGGAGGUGGUGGUCGGGGAGGCGGAGGAGGUGAUGGUGGCGUUGAAGGGGGUCCAUUUUGUGGUUGUGGACUGCAAGAGAAGGGAUUUCGCGAGGAUUUUGAGGUUUGCGAGGUUGAGUCACGACGGUGCAGUUUUGGCUUGUAAGAAUGCGUUGCAAAGGAGUAUUACCUUUUCUGGGUUUAGAUGGCUUGGAGUGCUUGAGAAGGGGACGCGUGUUGUGAGGUCAGUGCUUAUGCCAGUUGGGCAGGGGUUGGCUGUUGCUUAUGUAGGGAGUAAGAGUGGAACUGGGGGUUCUAAGAAGGAUCCCAGCCGUUGGAUCAAGCUCACUGAUCAAGAAUCCGGUGAAGAACAUAUUUUCCGAAGAUAAAGUUUGAAGGGUGUCGAUUAUAUAUAUGGUCACUGGAUGUAAGAUGAUGGCUGAUGGGGAUAACUACCCUUGAAUCUUGAUUACUUUCAUAUGAGAAAGUGAGCUUGUAAGUAUAAUAGGUUGCAUAGCUUCAAAUUACAAGCUCUUGGAGAGUACCAUGGUUGAUUCAAUCGGAAUUUCUGAGUUCCA
Molecule: messenger RNA, 990 nt
Organism: Tripterygium wilfordii
Lineage: Eukaryota; Viridiplantae; Streptophyta; Magnoliopsida; Celastrales; Celastraceae
Exons: 2
Coding region: 25-801 (258 amino acids)
Source: RefSeq, a predicted model, not a curated record